AUGGACGGAUGGCAAGACCACCUCCACUUUGCCUUUAUCGGAGAACACGUCCUCCUCCCCAGCCUCCACCUCGACUCGCUCUGGAAGUUUGCCGUCGCAUCCGCUCUUUCUGUCGUUAUAUGCUCUUCCGAAAGGUUGCUCACGUAUGCUAUUUCGCAACACUGGGGCCCGGCAUGCACACGUCGGUCACGCGUCCGCCAGGCUGCAUGGAGGGCCUUCCUACACUGGCUCGUCACCUUUGACAGACUGAUGUACAUGCUCAUCGCCAUGACUUUCAGCAUUGGCCUGAUCGUCGUCACCGUCACUACCCUCUCCUUCGGUCAGUUCAUUAUCGAACUGCUCCAGACCCCCCACUCGCCCACGCACAGCCAUGGCCCCGGCAGCCCCGAAUACAAAGAGCCGCUCCUCCCCUCGCACUCCUCGCACUACCAGGACCGCGAGUCCGAGGACCCGCACGGCUACGCCGACUCGUACCCACCGCCCAUCCCGCUCACGCUCCCCACGCGUCGACCCGUGCCCAUCCGCGCCUACUCCGAAAACUCGCACACGACGCGCACGGCACGGUCGGGCUCGACACGCUCAAAGCCAGAUGGCCUGAACAUCUUCAUCCACCCGAGCGAGAACAACAUCGCCCGGGCGGACGCCGCGGCGCGCGAGCUUGGGCUAAGCUCUGAGGAGGACGAAGAGACAGGUAUCUACCGUGCGGAUACGCCGGAGGACCAGCCUCUGUGGGAGCCCGGCAAGGGCAAAGACGUCGCGAGGAGUCUGCUGGGGCGAUAG
Molecule: messenger RNA, 780 nt
Organism: Rhodofomes roseus
Lineage: Eukaryota; Fungi; Basidiomycota; Agaricomycetes; Polyporales; Fomitopsidaceae
Exons: 4
Coding region: 1-780 (259 amino acids)
Source: RefSeq, a predicted model, not a curated record